CAGAACGUUUAAGGCAAACUACUACUGCAUCUGCUGUGCGAGAUGAUCAAACGGAAACAUAUCAUGUUGGGGAAACUACAGAAAGCAAAAUUGGAACAACUGAACAGCCCCUUGCUUCUGAGACUGGCGGCAGCACAGAAGGACUUGGUGCCUACACGCCUACAGAACCAACAGCCCCUAGUGCAGAAACGGCAACGUCUACAGAACGUUUAAGGCAAACUACUACUGCGUCUGUUGUGCGAGAUGAUCAAACGGAAACAUCUCAUGUUGGGGAAACUACAGAAGGCAAAAUUGGAACAACUGAACAGCCACUUGCUUCUGAGACUGGCGGCAGCACAGAAGGACUUGGUGCCUACACGCCUACAGAACCAACAGCCCCCAGUGAAGAAACAGCAACGCCUACCAAGCAUUUCAGGCAAACAACUUCUGCCACUGUUGUGGGAGAUGAUCAAACGGAAACAUCUCAUGUUGGGGAAACUACAGAAGGCAAAAUCGGAACAACCCAACAGCCAAUUGCUUCUGAACCUGCCGGCAGCACAGAAGGACUUGGGGCAUACACGCCUACAGAACCAACAGCUCUCAGUGCAGAAACAGCAACGCCUACAGAGUAUUUCAUACAUACUACUCCUGCGGCUGCUGUUCAAGAUGAUCAAAAGGAAAUAUCUCAUUUUGGAGGAACCACAGAAGUAAAACGUGGCACAACUCAACAACCAAUUGCUUCUGAAACUGGCGGCAGCACAGAAGAACUUGGGGCAUACACGCCUACAGAACCAACAGCUCCGAAUGCAGAAACGGCAACGCCUACAGAGUAUUUCAGACAAACUACUCCUGCGGCUGCUGUGCGAGAUGAUCAAAAGGAAAUAUCGCAUUUUGGAGGAACUACAGAAGGAAAACGUGGCACAACUCAACAACCAAUUGCUACGGAAACUGGCGGCAGCACACCAGGAUUUGUAGAUUACACUACUACUGGCGAGACAGUCCCCAGCACUAAAUCGGCAACUUCUACAGCAUUUCCAUCGCAAACUGCUGCUGCAACUACUAUGGAGAUUGGGCAACCUACAGAAGGAAGGCUUGGCACAACUCAACAGCCAAUUUCCUCUGAAACCAGCAGCAGCACAGAAGAACUUGGUACAUACACUACCACAGAAACGGCAUCGCCUAUAGAGUUUUCACCUGCACUGGAAGGGCAAUCAACUUCUCGAACUUCCACCGCUUCUUUGCCACCUACAGUUUCUGGGGAAGUAACAAAACCAGUUGGUCCAACUACAACUGAACAUUCCUUACCUGAAAGCUCAGAUCAGCAACCGACUACAGCGACAGCCCACCAUACUACUGAAGUGGACUCUUAUGAAAUCAGGCAAAGUACAGUGGCAUCAGGGCAACCAACGACUAUCGAAGAAAACGAAGCUGUUUCCACCACACCAGGAACUUUGGUUGCAUCGUCUACAACGCCCUGGGGAACUACUGAGCAAACUUCGCCCCAAUCUGAAGCUGUUACAGCUUCAACAAAAGCAAGCCCAGAGCUGGUAGCGGCAACAACAGGCACGACCUUUGAAAGUGAGUUCGUUACCACACAGUAUCCCACUCAACAGUCCAAAGCAACAGAAAAAGGGGCCAAGAUUCCAGAGUCCAGUUCAGGAGAACCUACUGAAGGUUUAGAACUGAGUACUACUGGGGUUGAAGCUGAGCAAACUGCUACUGAGGGAAUCAUCCCCAGCUACACAACAACUUAUUCAAUGAGGACUGAAGGAGCUGAAACUAGGCAUACAACUGAAUGGGACAAUGGCAAAAGUGAAACGACAAGUAGCUUAGCUACUGAAGCCACGCUUGUAACCGGUUCUACCUCGACAGCAACUACAGAAUACAUUCCGACUACCCGAGAAGCAACAGAAAGUGAAUUGAGUGCGUCCACUAAACCAGCAGUAUUUGAAACCUCCUCAGAUCAAACUUCGCAUUUCUUUACUUCUCCAAUUGUAACGUAUGUUUACGAGCAAACUUCCAUCAAAUCUUCAGGUUCAACCUCUCCAGUUUUUCCUGAAUAUAGUUCUGAAAGCCUGGUAACUGAAACUGGAACUGAAGCAUAUUCACACACGCCGAUCUCCUCUAUCACCGGCCAGAACGUACAAAGUACCACUCCUGAACAAGAAUCAACAGCGAGUGAAAAAACCGAAAAGAGCGAGUUGAUGGAAUCAACAAAGGAAUUAGCAAAAGAAACUACCACACAGAUGAUUCUCACCACUGAAAAAUUGUCGCGGUCUUCAUCAGCUAUGGAAGAAGGCACCAGUACUGCAUUUACUCCUGAAGAAGCAUCAGAAGGCUCCUCUGAACGCGUUCCAGGAGUUCCAACUGUUGAAGGAAUAGCUAAGGAAGCCACAACAUUAGCUCACGCUACUAGAACUACAACGCCAGCUUUUAGUGCUGCUUCUGAAGCAGGGGGAACAUCAACUUUCUCAUUUAAAGAAACUUCUGAGUUUGGCCCAGAAACAUUCUCAACAACUGAAGAAUUGGCGAAGCAAACAGCGACUUCCAGUUAUAGCUCUGAGGGACCUUUACAGUAUACCACGCCUGCUGAAGCUCCGUUUACUCAUGGCACAAUGGGUGAAUCAAUGAUAACUUCAACAGCUUCUUCCAAUCAAUCUACUACACUAGGAUUUGUCACUGAAAAGGCUUCAACUACCUUGGAAGCGGAAGUUUCCAGUAAAACAACCACCGUAGUUCCAACGACAGAAACAAAGCAACUAUCCACAGAACACCCCGAAAGGGUUUCAGAACUCACUCCCGGGGAAUUCUCAACUUUAGCGUCUGCUACAGAAAAACCUUUAGAGAACUCCAAGCCCUCCAAAGCCACCUACGCUGAUACUACAACAUUGAAGGCCGAGGAAGCAUCAACCGUUUCUACCAAGAGUGUCUCUGAAGUAACGCUGCAAAUUUUUUCAACUACACAAGAACUUGGACAGGAACAAACCACAUUGCGUUUUACCACAGAAAAAUCUUCCGAAUAUUCACCGUUACCUUCAGGGUCACCUACAGGUGCAACAGGAACAAGUACUUAUGAAGGAACGACAGUGUCUUCCUCUGCAGAAUCAACAGUCUCUUCUAAAGAAGCGUCCGAGACCAGCUCAAGUGAGGUUCCUCCAGCUGAAACCACCCAAACUUCAACGUUACCAUCUAACGAAGCAUCUAAAACUACACCAGAGAAGCUCCCAAGUGAGGAGCUUGAAGAAAAGUCAACUAAAUCGGCAUAUACUACUGAGAGUUAUUCACAGUAUUCAACCUCUACUGGUUCAACCGGGUCUGAUGCUUUUGAGGCUUCAACUACUGAAUCAACGCACACGACAGCAACAUCAACAAAAGAGCCCUAUGAGACUCCAGGAGUAAUUUCAACAAUGCAAGGAAUAGAAAACGAGGCAACGACUCAACAAUACGCAACUUCUGCAGAGGCUGGUGUCACUGAGACUGUAGAAGCCAUUCAAAGCCCUACAGUACCAGCAAUGGAAGCAUCUGAACCUGAAAACUCUACAAUCCCAGGCGAAAAGCAUGCUACUGAAGAGUCAACACUAACAACCGCUGCUGGUACGGAAAAUGCAAGAGUUGCAACUUCAACUGUGGCUCCAACUACUGAAGAAGUCCAGAGGUCUACGUUGCACACUACAACUGAACAUUUGGCAUCAACUACUGGAAUUUCUUCUCAAUAUUCAACUUCAACGGAAGCUGGCUUGACUGGUACAACCAAACCCAACGCUUAUGAAACCACGUUUACAACUGCGCCGAAGUCCAGCCCUGGAGGCUUAUCAACUGUCCAGGGACUUGAAAGAGAAACAACCUCUUCUGGACCAGCAUUCUACACCACAAGACUUCCAGAUGAAUCGCAGACUACUGAGGAAAUAACCACGAGUUCUGCUGAGUCUUCUGAGCAUCCUUCUACAUCCAGCACCGGUGGAUUUUGGACAGUUCAGCAAACAGGCAAGAUUUCUACAACUGCUGAAGAAGGUUGGGAAACCACUGAGCGAAUGAUUAGCUCUGCACCUUCCACUUGGACGCCUACAACGGGAUCGACUGAAUCCUCUGAAAGAACCUCAACAAACGGACCGUCUACGGAAAUGCCAAUUAGCUUCGAACCAGACUUUGGAACUAAGGAGCCUUCAGCCACUGAGUCAACCAAACUCACUACCCCGGAUCAGAGCACUGUUUCCAGUGGAACAAGAGCUUCGUCCAUCGUGGAAGCCACUACUAAAGUUUCAGAAGAAUCCAUCGCACCAACUUCUGGUGGUGCUUCAGAAAUCUCUUCCAGAGAGCCUGAAACUACCAGAAGGAUCACUACUGAAGAACAACCCAGUUAUUCCACCACAGUUGAGGACACGAAAUCUACUUUAGCCUACCCGGCCAGCACUUCUGAGGCUGUAGAGCCUACUAUACAACCAUUACCUGGAGUAACUUCAACUACUGAAAGUGAGGGAAGGGGGUCGGAGUAUUCCACUGCUGGAACAAUCAGUACUAUCUCUACAUUGGGUGAAAGUACGACAUUUAUGUCCCCUGGAACAGCUGCAGAGCACGAAGUGACUACUGGUUUAGAGGUGGAAUAUGGGACUGUCACUGUAGGAGUAGGAACAACUGCAUCUUCAGCUACAGGUGAAAUCUUACCUAACGCUGCCACUGAAGAGCCUGUGAGCGAAGGUGGAAGUACGGAAUCUACCCAGGGAAGUACUGCGGAAAGAUCCACUAGUAGAACUGCUGAGGGCAUGUUUGCUAAUAAGGGAACUAGCCCGAGUCCACACGAGCCUACCACAGGUUACACCACGCUCGUGUCUACAGAGAAAAGCAGAGAAACCCCUGCCCAUCAACCUUUCAGUACAUCUAGAGAAACAACUACUGGCGGUGAAGGUUCAACCACUUUUGGCGCCACAGCGGCUCCAAAGUUGGUGACUGAGAAACCGUUUGUAGGUACUCAGAAGACGUCUGAGAGCACUGAGGAGCCAUUGACGAAGUUAGCUACUGAGCAAAUAAUCACUGAAAGACUCACAACAGAAGUCGGGGAAACCACUACUGGAUCCGGAAAGCAAAAUGCAACCUCUGAUCUUCCAGAAGGCAUAACAACGGAAAAUGUUAGCGCUUCUUCUGAAGCUGCCAGUGGGACAACGGCGCACGCUUUGCCGCAAGAAACUCUUUCGUACAGAAAUAAGCAGAAUGGGGAUGAGUUUACUACGUACUAUCCUUCGACCCUGUCUCCCACUACUGAGAAGUACUUUACGGUCUUUGAAAAGGAAUCUUCCAGCUCGGGUAGGAUUCCCUCCAUGGAUGCACUCAUGCCAACUGGCGCGUCCUCCUGGCGUGAAAACCGCACAACCCCAGCUCCUCCUAGUUAUACUGCAACUAUGGAGACUGCAGCCGGUUUCACUGUUGAAGCAGUUACAGUUAAGUUCCCGCAGACUGGGAUUCCUCCAGUUUCAACCACUGGAAGGCCAAUGGAAAUGUCUCAGCAACCCCCCGGUAGAACAUUCAAUCCAGUGGAAACUUCUACGGCAACAACUCCCUUGGUUCACUCGAUCACUUUCACUACCCCUACUGGGGAACCGGAGCUGAGCACCACUGAAAGCUAUAGGGAAACCACCACCAUCAAGUAUCUGGGGGAUGUUUCCACGUUCAGCACGGUGCUUUCAACUAAAGAAGUGGAGGAAAUUGUGACUUUGGGUAGAACUACCAUCAACAUCGGCCAAAACGAGGUGGUGGAAGUCACAACUCCUGCCUAUACCAUGCAGGAGGCCGCUUCUACUACCGAAAGUGCACGCGGAGGCACUGAGGCAGUCAGACAUACUGUUCAGAUGUCCACUGAGCAACUGGAGGAAUUGACCACUGUGGGAACCACUACGGUCAGCAAAGUGUCGCAGCAUGAGGAGACCACUCAACAAUCGGAGCUCAGAGAGCCUACGGAUUAUUCUACUGAAGCACUGGAGAUUGCGACGGAACCUACUACACUUUCAGCCACAACUGAACCAGUUUUAACCACAACGGUUGUAAUCGCGACCAAUCACAGUGUGAUAUCGAUUAGCAAUUACACCAAUGGAAUAACAAAUCGCACGGUAGAAUGCCUCGUCGACAAUGAUUGCGAAGACGCGGACGUCUGUAUAUUUAAAAAGUGCAUUAACGUGUGCACUAUCGGAGGGUUAUGUGGUGCUAACGCCAAGUGUACUGCAGAGAAUCAUGCAGCUGAUUGCACUUGCCCGCCUCACCAUUACGGGGAUCCUCACAGGAUGUGCUAUCCAGAACCACCUGGCGAAAGGGCGCCCAAACCUUGCGAGUCUGAUAUGGACUGUCUCGAGUCAGAGGCGUGUUACAUGUCCAUUUGUCAGGAUCCGUGCGAAUUUACCAGUGCCUGUGCGGCAGGGGCGCGUUGUCAAGCUAAAAUGCACCGGCCCAUUUGCACUUGUCCAAUGGGAUUUGAAGGAAACCCGGCUAUUAAAUGUUCCAAAUCGCCCACAAUGGGUUGCACAGCAAACGAGGACUGUCCUAUUAGUGAAGCAUGCAUAGAUAGAGCAUGCCAAAGACCUUGCGAUGUCCAUAAUCCUUGCGCGCAAAACGCCGUUUGCAUCAACACCAACCACGGAUGCGACUGCAGCUGCCAGGAGGGAUACCAAGGGAAUGGUUUCGUCGGUUGUGCACCUGUUGCCGAUAACGGUCCCCCAGUUUGCCAAUACAACGAGGACUGUCCUCCGAAUAAACUCUGCGAUCGUUUGAACAGAAGAUGCAUGAAUCCCUGCUUUGAAGACUCUUGCGGAGAGAACGCGGAGUGCGUUCCCAAGAACCAUGGGGCGACUUGCGUCUGCCUGCCAGGCUAUGAGGGAAACGCCUACGUGGAGUGCCUAGGAGUCUUAGGAUGCAGACGCGAUGAGGAGUGCGCUUCUAACGAAGCCUGCCUCAACCAGCAAUGCGCCUCACCAUGCAACUGCGGAAUCAACGCCAUAUGCGACGUGAUCCAGCACAAGCCCCAAUGCCAGUGCCCCCCAGGGUAUCAAGGCGAUGCGCGAGUGUCUUGCCAACCGCCCUCUGAUCCAUGCGACCCCAACCCAUGUGGCACCAACGCGCUUUGCGAGCUGGACAAUGGAAACCCCAUCUGCUUCUGCCCGAAGGGCCUCACUGGAAACCCAUUCAAGAACUGCAUUCCAGAAGGCGAUGAGUGUUCCCCGAAUCCUUGCGGCCCCAACUCCGGCUGCCGAGUGGUUGGAGGAAACGCCGUCUGCUUCUGCCUGCCGGAGUUCGAAGGCACGCCCCCCCAAGUGCCAUGCAGUUUGCCCAGCAAUCCAUGCGAUCCGUCGCCCUGCGGGCCCAACACUCAAUGCUCCAUAUUGGCCAAUGGCUUUGCCAAAUGCACCUGCCUGCCUGGUUUCCUGGAGAGUCCCAACACCAUCAGAGGUUGCAUCGAGAGCAGAAACCCUUGCGAGCCCAACCCGUGCGGGGCUGGCGCCCUUUGCGACCCGCACGGGGAGCCUGUGUGCUCUUGUCCCUAUGGAACUAAUGGAAAUCCCUUCCGGGGCUGCGCCAUUGAGAAGCCCUUGUGCAGUCCGGGGCCUUGUGGGGCUAACGCGGAUUGUUACAACUCCAACAACGAGGAACAAUGCUUUUGCCGGUCUGGAUUUAUUGGGGAUCCCUACACUGGCUGUAGGAUUCAGCCUCCGAGUCCUUGUGUGCCGAAUCCUUGCGGCCCUGGAGCGCAAUGUGUGAUCACUCCCGAUGGAAACUCUUUGUGCCGCUGCCCGGAGGGCAUGGGAGGUGAUCCGACCGGGCCUCUCGGUUGCUUCGGCUAUGAGUGCGUGGUGGAUGAAAACUGUGGCGAUCACCAGGCCUGCAUUUCGUACAGAUGUCGGGAUCCUUGCCCAGGCUCGUGCGGAGUAAACGCCGAUUGCCGCGUGGAGAAACACCAUCCUGUCUGCUCUUGCCAGUCUGGGCUAACGGGAAAUCCUGUGAUUAGGUGCUUCAAGAUACCGGAGAUUCUUCCGCCACAUGACCCGUGCAUGCCCAACCCCUGCGGGCUGAACACUGUGUGCCAGAGCAUCUCCAAUCGCGCUGUUUGCUCCUGCCUACCAGACUUCCAUGGGGAUCCGCAGAUCGGCUGCCAACCCGAGUGUCUGAUCAACUCGGACUGUCCGAUUAACAAGGCGUGUUUGGAGCGACAUUGCAAAGACCCGUGCUCGCAAGGACAGCUGUGCGGAGUGAACGCCUUCUGCCAAGUUAGAGACCAUACAGCAGCCUGUCUGUGUUUGGAGGGAUUUAUCGGAGACCCGUUCUUGCAAUGCAUCCAACCUCCCAUUGAAGACACACCCAAGCAUACCAACACCUCGAUCCAGCCCUGCACGCCUUCGCCUUGCGGCAGUAUGGAGUGCAGCAUCUAUGGAACGCAGAUUGCUGUUUGCGACCCGUGCUUGGGCCCGGAGGCCGUCUACAACCCUCAGUGUCGGCCGGAGUGUUUGACCAAUGCGGACUGUCCGUUCCACCAAGCCUGUAUGCGGUUCAACUGCAUCGACCCAUGUCCAGGCUCAUGCGGAGUGAAUGCUGUUUGCUCUGUGGUUUCGCAUACGCCCAUCUGUAGCUGUCCGUAUGGACUGGUCGGAGACCCGUUCCAGCAGUGUGUUCCUCUUACGAUUGAUUCCCCCAAGGACAGUUGCGACUACCCGCGGUGCGGAGUGAACGCCGACUGCCUAGAGAAAGGAACCGGGGUGAUCUGCGUUUGCAAGCGGGGCUUCUUCGGAGACCCCUAUCUGGCCUGCCGCCCCGAAUGCGUUAUCAACCCCCAUUGCCCAUUGGACAAAGCGUGCAUAAACGCCAAAUGCUCCAGCCCUUGCAGCGAUGUGUGCGGAGUGGGCGCUCAAUGCGACGUGGUCAACCACAUCCCCAUCUGCUCCUGCCCCCCUCAACAUACAGGAGAUCCGUUUGUGGCCUGUUACAAGGCUGUAAUCCCCAGCCUACCGGCGCCGGCGCCUCAAAACCCUUGCGACCCGACGCCUUGCGGCCCCUACAGCCGCUGCUCGGUUUCGCAUCAAGGAUACGCCACCUGCUCUUGCCUGCCCAACUACCAGGGCGUAGCCCCCGCUUGUAAACCCGAGUGCAUUUCAACAUCAGAAUGUCCCCAAACGAAGGCCUGCAUUAAUCUGAAAUGCGGCGACCCGUGCGCAGGCACUUGUGGGUCUGGAGCGGUUUGCACGGUGAUCAACCACAACCCGAUCUGCAGCUGCCCAGAAGGACUGGAGGGCAAUCCGUUCUUGAACUGCCGCCAAGCGCCCGUGGUGGAAGAACUGCCAUCUACAACUGAGGAACCGAUAAAUCCAUGUGUGCCCACUCCGUGUGGCCAGAACUCGAUUUGCCAGAUAAAGGAGAGCCGGCCAGUGUGUUCCUGCAUAGCGAAUUACAUUGGCAGCCCGCCCUAUUGCAGGCCGGAAUGCAUGCUCAGUCAGGAGUGUCCUCAACAUCAAGCUUGUGUGAACGAGAAAUGCGUAGAUCCGUGCGUGUCCAGCUGCGGACCGAAUGCUCAGUGCCAUGUCGUGGGGCACAAUCCGUUCUGUAGCUGUUUAUCUGGAUAUGAAGGCGAUGCUUUUGUCGGCUGCACCAAAGUGGCUGUGGUGGCUGUAGACCCGUGCAACCCAUCGCCCUGCGGGGAGAAUUCCCAGUGCUCUGUAAGCGAGGGAGCGGCGAAGUGCGUCUGCAUUCCCCCCUACAUCGGAAACCCCUACUCUGGAGGCUGCAGGCCUGAAUGCACCAUCAACUCCGAAUGUGCCACUCAUCUGGCCUGUCUGUCGCGCCAUUGCCGAGACCCUUGCCAGGGACUCUGCGGCAUCAAUUCCGAAUGCAGCGUCUUCAACCACGUGCCAGUUUGCACUUGCGCCAGAGGCCUGGUCGGAGACCCGCAGACCGGGUGCAGGCCACCUGCAGUGGUCGAGAGGCCCAAGCCAUGCGAGCCGUCGCCGUGUGGACCAAACAGCGUCUGUCGCGAACGCAAUGACAAAGCAAUAUGUUCGUGCCAAGUGGGGUACUUUGGACAGCCGCCCAGCUGCAGGCCCGAAUGCCUGGUGAGCUCCGAGUGCAGCUCAGACCAGGCCUGCAUUAAUCAGCGCUGCCAGGAUCCCUGUCCGGGAACAUGCGGCGCCAGGGCCCGAUGCCAGGUUGCCAACCACAACCCGAUUUGCAGCUGCCCGCCCAACUACGUCGGAGACCCUUUCAUUGUCUGCAGACCAGAAGAGCGCGGGGAACCAACGCCCACUCCAACUCCAUGCAUACCAUCGCCGUGUGGGCCGAACGCGGACUGCCAACCACUCAACAAUCGCGCAGUGUGCUCGUGUCUUCCGGGGAUGUUCGGCGUUGCGCCCAAUUGCCGUCCAGAAUGCUCCAUUGACCAGGACUGUCCACUCACCUUGGCCUGCACCAAUCAGAAGUGCAAGGAUCCAUGCGCGGGUUCUUGCGGCUUCAACGCCGAAUGCAGCGUGGUCAACCAUCGGCCCAUCUGCAGCUGCCAGUCAGGGUUUGAGGGCGAUCCGUUCUCCGGCUGUAAUCCAGUUGCCG
Molecule: messenger RNA, 10545 nt
Organism: Dendroctonus ponderosae (mountain pine beetle)
Lineage: Eukaryota; Metazoa; Arthropoda; Insecta; Coleoptera; Curculionidae
Exons: 10
Source: RefSeq, a predicted model, not a curated record